Messenger RNA from Anopheles stephensi (Asian malaria mosquito), 2590 nucleotides. It is a transcript of the gene Mos, whose product is annotated as proto-oncogene serine/threonine-protein kinase mos. NCBI's taxonomy places the organism in Eukaryota, Metazoa, Arthropoda, Insecta, Diptera, Culicidae. The transcript is spliced from 5 exons. Gene Ontology annotation, molecular function: protein kinase activity; ATP binding. Gene Ontology annotation, biological process: protein phosphorylation. The coding region runs from base 990 to 2282 and encodes 430 amino acids. The record is from RefSeq and is a predicted model, not a curated record.
AUACAUCGCUACGGUUGAAGAAGGUUCUUUAGAAGGAGCAGGAUCCCAGAAUGGCCGUUUGGGGGAAAGUGAAAAUUGCCAGCACCACCACCACCUCCAAAGCUCCGUUGGCGCGCACUCCAAGCAAAGCCGGUUCAUUGUUCAGCGAAACGCUGACGGCAGCCCUAGGAAAGCGUAAGAGUAAGUUCAAGGAUAUUACCGACGAGCUUAACCAGCACAUCAACAACGAGGAGCGGGAGGAGCUGUAUCAGCGGCCACUGUUCAACGCGGACAAGAUCCGGCGCAUGAUGGAACGCAUCGUCGAGAAGCAGUUCGAUGUGGAUGAGGAGGAAAUGCGCUACGUGUACAAUCCGGCCAAAAAUCUCAAGAUGUGCCAGAACAUCUCCAAGCAGAUCAAGGAUCGGAUGAAGGCGAUGAACUUUAAACGGCACCGCAUCAUCAGCAUUGCAACGAUCGUGGAGAAACAGCAGCAAGGCAUACACUACAAGAUGAAGUACAUCCUCGAUCCCAAGUUGGACGAUUACGUACGAUUGUAUCACGAAACGCCACACUUUUACAUUAUCGCGACGGUGUUACUCGUGCACAAGGAUUAGGAACGCACGGACCUUUGCCAACGAAGAAGAUCCUUUUGUGUGGUUCCGAUUGGUUUUUUAGAUAGGAAAAUUAGAAAAUAAGAAAUCUCCAGAUCGCGAUCACGGUAGACGAGUUCAGUGUCUAUAGUAACCUUGACUUGGAUACGCUGUUCCCUGUUGACAGACGGUUUUCCGCCGCCUACUUAGGAUCCUAGUAGUAGUGGUAGCAGUACGUGGCGUGGCCCUGUUUGUUUGUGUUAACCGCGUGUAGUCUGAUGCGGAGUGAAAAAAACAUCAGGCCCUGUUUCUGCCUCCACUAAAACGAGCCUGCUUUUCCUCGAUGGAAAUUCUGUUUCGAACCGCGCCAGCAUUCCCGGCACACGAGACCACUGUCCAUGGUGCAUGGAUUGAGUGAAGAUGACGUCCACCGAGCUAGAUGUGCCGAAAAUCGAGAUCAGCUUCGACACACCGAACCGGAAACGCUUCCUGCGGCGGGAUGACUUUCACACCAAGCGCGAAUCGUACGCGAUUCUGGGACGCGGCAGCUACGGUGUCGUCAUCAAGGCGUCCUACCGGGGUCGUCCAGUUGCAGUGAAGAUCCUCGAAAAACGUACACACCGCCACCGGUGUCGCUACGACUCGCUGCUGAACGAAGCGAAUGCACUGAACCUCCAGCACGAUAACAUUGUGACCGUGCUGAAGAUUGUGGCCGGUGCUCAGUACGGGUUUGUGCUGAUGGAACGGUUCGAUGGGUACUGCCUGCAGCAAAUUAUCGGCCACCAGCGCAACGAACCGAUCGCGGUUCAGCACAAACUGUUGAUUAUGUGCGACAUUAUAAGUGGAUUGUGUUUCUGCCACCGGCACAACAUCGUGCACCUGGACGUGAAGCCACAGAACGUGAUCGUAACGGUGAUCGACGGUGCGUCCACUCAGUCCUCCUGCCAGCCUCUGCGCCAGUAUCUCUGCAAGCUGUGCGAUUUCGGCUCAUCGAUGAUGCUCGAUCCGUGGCAGCGCAACGAAACCCUAGUCAACCGUGGCACGAUCCGGUACAUGGCGCCGGAGCUGCUACGCGGCCAGCAUCGCACCGAGGGCGGAUUUACCGAGCGUGCCGACAUCUACUCGUUCGGCGUCACCAUGUGGCAGCUGGACGAGGGACGCUUUCCGUACGAAGACAUUACCUGCAACGAGGUGAUUGCGUACAAUGUGGUCAAGAAGGGACUGCGCCCGGAUAGCGUUACCAGCGUAGCGUUCGGUCGUCGCAUAACCAAUCUGCCGGUAGGGUUGCGCGAUAUCGGCUGUCUUCAUGGCAGCCUUCGGGCACCGAUAUCCCUGACCGGGGGGAUGAAUCUGACCGGCCACUUCGAAUCCGAUGCCGUGGACGACGUGCUCAAGCGUCAGGGCAUCGUGGUGGAGUACGAUCGGGGCGUGCGGCGUAAAGCAGGGCGCAAGAAAAGCCCACGUCACGGUGCAAUUUGGCCGGACACCGAGUCAACCGAGCCGGAGCUCAACGGCGCAAAGAUUAACACCAUUUUUAGCGAUCAUUUUAGCAUUCCGAACAACGAGCGCAUCCGGCUCCGACAGAUGAUUCGCACGCUGUACAGCAAGUGUUGGAUUAGCGAUCCAGCGUCCCGGCCCGAUGCGUGUACGGUCCGUGCAACGAUUCAUCAAGCGCUGGAGAAGCUAAUCCUUUGCAAGUGUGCGAGGAAGUAAGCUUGAGGGGGGGAGAGGGCGAUUUUCUUGUUCUGGAUUGGUGUAUGUACGUUUGUGUUUGUUUCGUCCCUGUUUUCCGAGAACCGCGGAAUAGUGUUUUCUAUGUGUGUACAUUAAUUUAAUAAUUAAGGUAAAUUAUUAAACGUGUGUUAGUCCGGUAAGCGCAGCUAGUUGUAAAAUUGUCAGUGUGUGGCAGGUGUGUGUUGUUGUUUUUUUUAUAAGCAAACAUUUCUUAUAAAGGGAAUCGAUCUUUAGCUUUUGUUUUCGGCGAAUAAAUCAUUUUGUGUGAUUUUAGCAUAUUUCAAGCG